AUGUGUGAUGAUAAAAAAGAAUGUUGCAUUGCUCCUUAUUUAAACAAUCAUCAUUGGCAAUUGCUCAUUAUUAAUCCUACGAAGCUUAAAGUAGUCUUUCUAUGUUCAUUGGGAAAGAAGCCGGAUAAAAAAAUCUGUGACAUAGUUGAAACAGCUUUGGGAGCUUAUAAUAAGUUACAACGUGCGAGAAAGCAAAAGAAAGUAGAAUGGUUCUUUCCCACCAGUCAAAAGCAACAAGCUAGUUAUGAGUGUGGCUAUUACAUCAUGAUUCACAUGUUGAACAUUAUAUCUGCUACUAUUGUUUGUUCAUGGACACAGAUAUUUCGGGAUUCAAAGCCAUUUCAAAAAGAUGAAGUUAAAAAUGUUCAAGAACGCUGUGUGUAA
Molecule: messenger RNA, 384 nt
Organism: Trifolium pratense (red clover)
Lineage: Eukaryota; Viridiplantae; Streptophyta; Magnoliopsida; Fabales; Fabaceae
Exons: 5
Coding region: 1-384 (127 amino acids)
Biological process (GO): proteolysis
Molecular function (GO): cysteine-type peptidase activity
Source: RefSeq, a predicted model, not a curated record